Molecule: messenger RNA, 1077 nt
Organism: Peniophora sp. CBMAI 1063
Lineage: Eukaryota; Fungi; Basidiomycota; Agaricomycetes; Russulales; Peniophoraceae
Source: the annotation of a GenBank genome assembly
AUGGCUCGUGACAGACUUGCAGCGAUGAGGGCCCAGCAACAGGGCGGCAGCGCGUACACUGGCAACCCGUCUUAUCCGUCCCAGCCGUCGUACGACCAGGAUCCCUACCAAUCCAAUGGAGGUGGUGGAGGGUACGGCCGUCGGGCGCCCAACCCUUACGCGCAACAGGACGAGAACCCUUUCGACCAGGGCGGCAACUACGAGAUGGCUGACGUACAACACUCGCGUGCCAACCUGACCGCCGGCGUACAACCGGCCGCGGGAGCUGGUGGGGAUGAUAUGUCCGCGUUCUACGAGGAGAUCUCGCAACUGCAGGAUACUAUCAAACAGUUCAAUGGGAAUGUUCAACGGAUUGGUGACUUGCAUGCGCGCUCAUUAAACAAUACCGACGAGCAAACCGCCGCUCGGGUCGAGCAGGAACUGGACGCCCUCGUUAACGACACUAGUGACUUAUCAAACGUACUCAAGCGCUCGAUCAAGGCACUUGAGCGCCGCGGAGGCGCCGGGCGUGAUGGCCAGAUUCGCAAGCAGCAGACCGCGCUUGUGAAGAGCAAGUUCGUCGAGGCAAUCCAAAACUACCAGCAGGUGGAACAGCAGUACCGCCAACGCUACAAGCAGCGUCUUGAGCGUCAAUACAAGAUUGUCAACCCGAAUGCAACACCGGAGGAAGUUAAAGCCGUCGUAAACGACGAAAAUGGCGGGCAGAUAUUCUCUCAAGCGCUCAUGAACUCCAACCGUUAUGGCGAAGCGCGCUCGGCUUAUCGCGAGGUUCAAGAGCGUCACGAAGACAUCAAGCGUAUCGAGAGGACAAUUGCAGAACUCGCACAGCUGUUCAACGACAUGAGUAUACUUGUCGAACAACAAGACGAGACGAUCAAUGUUAUCGAACAGACUGCAGCCAAUGUCGAGACGGAUGUUGAGACAGGCUUGGGAUACACCGAGAAGGCCGUUGUGUCUGCUCGUGCUGCACGCAAAAAGCGCUGGAUCUGCUUCGGUAUCGCGGUCGUGAUCAUCAUCAUCAUCGUGGUUGUGGUUGUCAUCGAGGUGAAGCCUGGCAGCAACAAGUCAUCAUCUUGA